UCACUUCAACUUCGCCACAAGAAAUAAAGCCAUUAUACGAGUUUCAGGCGUGAAACGACGUGGCAUUGGUCCUAUCGCUUACCGCCUCAUAAAAAUGGCGAAAGUGGACCAAAGAGAGUUAUUAAGAGUUGCAGAAGAUUUUGUUGAUGAGGUGUUGCGACAUGGGAAGCAUAUUCUCCCUACACUUGCCCGACUCUGUCUGGUCAGUACUUUUAUUGAAGAUGGAAUUCGAAUGUUCAUGCAGUGGGGAGAACAAAGAGAUUACAUGAAUGUUUCGUGGGGCAUUGGAUGGUUUCUAGGAUCAGCCUUUGUGUUCAUCAACUUAGUUGGACAACUGAGUGGAUCUGCACUGGUCUUGGCUCGUUUCAAAGUUGAUGCAGCAUGCGGUGUGCUUUUUUUCAUAGUCUUCUUACAGACUCUUGCCUAUAGUAUUUUAUGGGAUCUUCACUUCUUGUUUAGGAACUUGUCUCUUGUAGGAGCUCUUCUAUUGCUCAUUGCUGAAAGUAGAGUUGAGGGAAGAAGUCUGUUUGCUGGAAUACCGACAUUAGGAGAGAACAAGCCAAAGAAUUACCUCCAACUCAUGGGCCGAAUUCUUCUGGUUUUCAUGUUCAUCACUGUUCUGAGACUGGAGCUCAGUUUUCUUCAGGUCAUUCAGAAUAUUGUGGCAUCAGCACUCAUGGUUCUAGUCACUGUGGGGUACAAAACUAAAUUGUCUGCUUUAGUUUUAGUAUUGUGGCUGACAUGUGUGAACUUUUAUGUCAAUGCCUUUUGGACAUUGCCAGCAUACAAGCCCAUGAGAGAUUUCCUUAAAUAUGACUUUUUUCAAACACUUUCUGUUAUCGGCGGAUUGCUUAUGGUUGUUUAUUUAGGUCCUGGUGGAGUUAGUAUGGAUGAGCACAAGAAAAGGUGGUGAUUUUGUAACUACGUCACAUUUCAUUUCCUUGUUCUCACUGUGUUUCAAAGGUGUCUAAAUAAACAUUUUUUGAGGAAUUUUACAUUUUUAAAAUUGUAAUACUUUGAUUUUAUAUCAUGAAGUGCAUCAGACAAAAAUCAUUUCUUUGUAUGUACUCGCUGCACAUUUAAUGAUCAUAUUUUAUAUUAGUCAGUUCCUAUUUUGACUGUCAAGUUUUAAAUUGUUUAUGAUGUUUUAACUUCAUCUUCUUUUAAAACGUUAAGUAUUUACUUUCAUUGCAUACAUAAAACAUAUUCUACAUAGUAUUUCGACUGUAAUUAAUAUUUGCAUUUCCGUUAAAUUGUUUUUUUCUAAAAGAAAAUUUCAUUCAAAUGUUUUUAGUGAAUAUUCAGGUUAAAACCUUUCUCAAAAUGAUUGAAUGAUCGAAAAAAAAGCUACUGCUGUGAAAACACUUAUGUGUACAAAUAUUUAUGAAAAUGUCUACUUUUAGUUUCCUUUUUUCGCUGAAAUUUCAUUAAAUUUUUUAUUUUAACCAAAAAGUCAUUUCAAUUUUGUCUUUCAGUUUUUGUUUCUCUCAAUUGUUAUAAUUUUUUUUUUAAUUUAUAUAUUUUGAAAAUUGCAUUUAUUAUUUUUAUUGCCAUCCAAGUACUUGCGUUGUGCACAAAUCAAUCUUUUUCGUCCUUUCUUUUAAAGCAAAUAUUUAUGACACAUAAAAAUUUGGGAAACAUUUAAGGCAUAAACCACUGUAUUUAAUACUUAAAAGGAUAUGAACACCAUGCGUUAUGUUAUGUAUGCACUUUUUUAAAUAUCAAAAUUUCAGACCAAAUAUGUAACAAAAAAGAAACAAAGCAAAAUCCUUUGAAAGUCAGUAAUGUCUUUAGCUAAAAGCAGUAUUGUAAAGUAAUGACUAUACAUUUAACACAGGGUUCCCAUUAGAGUUUAAAAAAUGGGCGAGAAAAUCUCACUCAGUUUGAAUUAAAAGUUGAGAUUUUUAAAAAUUAGUUUUUUAUUUUUAAUUUGACAAAAUUUUCCAACGGUUAAAGGCAUAAUGGUUCCCCACCCUAUUUUUGAAUUGGUGAAUUUUACUACAAGAUUCAUAUUGAAAGUAUGAGAGAAAAUUCGUACUUCAGGCAUUCACACACUUUCUAUAGAUAAAAAAUAUUGAACUUAUAACAAUUUAUUUAAUAAACAAGGAAAUACUUUUUGAUGAAAUUUAGUUAAUUUAGAAGUUAAUCGGCUCUUAAAAAGAAUGAAUACAAAGUGUAUUAAAUAAAUUCAGACAUGGAAUAGAUUUUUUGUUCUCGUGUAUGAAAAUUGGUGUUUUUGCUCAAGCCAUUUUUGUUAAGUCAUAUUCAAAUCAGCUGAAAUUUUCCAAGCUCUCGUUUUUUCAAAAUUCAGCAUGUCCCACAUUUUUCAGAAAAUGACUUUCACUGUACUAAUAAAUCACUUUGGACGUUAAUUUAUACAUUUUAAUUAGUGUGAAAAAGAAUCAGUAAAGAAAUAAACAGCAGAAAAAAAAAGAGUUCAAGGUCAGCAAAAUCAGUAUUUUGAAAAUCACCUUUAUAAUUAAGCAGUUUCGACAUUGUUAUGGAUUUUUUUAAUCUUUUUUUUUCACCUUUACUUACUUUUUUUUUUUUUUGCACAAAGGGAGAGACUGCAAAAAUGCACAAUUCUUGCACUAUUGGGAACCCUGAUUUAACACAACUGAAAGUCUUUUGAUUUUUAGGACUUGCCAUAGAUUAGAAAGUUUAUUAGAUUAUUUUUCCUUUUUGCCCCCUCUUUUUUUAAAUAUAUAGUUGGAGUAAUGCAUUCUUUUUUUAACUACCAUUAUAUUUUUCUUUAUUUAACUUAUGUACAUAAUAAUCUCAUUCACACUAUGAGUAGAAAUAAAUUAAAAAUGAAAAGUAUAAUGUAUGGGUAGUUUUAAAUUUUGCAUUACUUCUUUAUUAUUAUUUAAGUUAUCGUUUUAAUAUAACUCUUUAAAAGAUUUCCAAAAUGAACUCUGAAGUCUAUUCAAUUUCUUCUCAUAAUAUUGUAGGUUAAUUUUAAAAUUUUUAAUAAGUCAGUCUAUAUACAGUAGAAUCGCGAAAAUUCGAGGUGAUUGGGGCUCAUGCCACCUCGAAUUACUGAAAACUCGGAUUAACAAAAUAUUCUUCCGGAUGAAAUGAGGUAAAGCACCUUUUACUUCUUGAGACAAUGAAAUCUAAAAAUGUUCUUAACAAAAAAUGUAUCACUCAAUUUUAAACAAUUUUAAGUUUUAAUGAUCCCUAAACAAGUUUUGAUUAGGUUUUUUUUUAAUGAUGUAUAUGAACGUAUCUUUAUGUCAGUAAAUUUGUAGGCAAGCAAAAACUGCAGUCAUACCAAAUCCAUUCUGAUAUGUUUGUUGUGACAUUUGUAUCUGUGAGUGCUUAUGUAUGUUUUUGAAAAUGAUUACCAUAAAAGGUUAAAUUUCAUAUGUAUUAUUUGUGUAGCAUAAAGUUGUUCACACCCCUCUGAUUGCAAGUAGAUAUUCCCAAAGGGCUGCUUUUUUUUUUCUUUGUAGCAAAAAAUUUUUUAAAUUGUAAGCUUUUUUUUUUUUGGUAUCAAGUUUACUAUCUUGAAAGUCUUUUGAUGCAAUGCUAGAUCAAGAUUCUUAGUCAAUUAAUAACCAUAGUAGUUGAUUAAUAUUUCGUGCCACUUGACAAGUGUUGUUGAUGCUUCUACAUCUUUUGUUGGAAAUUAAGGAAGUUCUACAAUAGAAACAUUUCCAUUUGCAGGUUUUAAUGCAAAUAUUUUUUUUUAUCUUUUAAAAUAUACUUUAAAAUAUAAAUGAAGCACCUCAAAUUAAGCGGAACUUCAAACUUUCGAGACUCUACUGUACAGAGUAUACUGAAGAAAAACCCCAAUAAUGAUAUAAAAAUAAAAACUUUGUCUCUAAAGGAAGGACAUCUUAGUCUUUAAAAAGUUAAAUGGCGGGAGGGACUUUUUUGUUUUUCAUAGAUAUUUGAUUAUUAAGAAAACAAUAACAAGUUAUUCAAAACUAUAUUUGGUUAAAAUUUACUUAAAUUGCAAUGUAGCAGAUUAAUGUACAUGCUAUUUUGCAUUUGAGCAUAACUGCAUUUAAAAAUAUUGCGUCAUAUAAAUAAUCAUUAUAGCUCUACAAUAUUUUCUUUAAAUGACUUAAAGAAGUAAAUGAUCUUAGUUGUAGUUGUAUUUUUUAUUAAUGGUUUAUUUAAGAAUUAAAAUUCAUUAACUGUUACUAUUGUCAUGAUAGCUUAAUUUUAGAUGUUUUUAUAUAGUUUUCACAACACUAUAAUAGAAUUUUAUUUUAAAAUAUUCAAACCCGUAACUUAAUUGCUUUACUUAUUGCCGGUACACAACUCCUUUUUUAAACAUUGAGUUGAAAAUUUUGUACUUAAAAUGGUUUGAAUAUAAACCAUGAAUAUUGAAUAUGAAUAUUUUUUUAAUACUGUGAGAAUGUGGAUUUUAUUUGUGAAAUUAAUUUAAUAAAUCUUAAAUAUUUGUACUGA
Uloborus diversus is the source of this 4422-nucleotide messenger RNA. RefSeq names its product surfeit locus protein 4 homolog (gene Surf4). Gene Ontology annotation, cellular component: endoplasmic reticulum-Golgi intermediate compartment; endoplasmic reticulum; membrane. The record is from RefSeq and is a predicted model, not a curated record. Lineage: Eukaryota; Metazoa; Arthropoda; Arachnida; Araneae; Uloboridae. The transcript has 5 exons. Bases 95 to 913 code for a protein of 272 amino acids. Gene Ontology annotation, biological process: Golgi organization.